Metarhizium acridum CQMa 102 is the source of this 1125-nucleotide messenger RNA. RefSeq lists its product as uncharacterized. Gene Ontology annotation, molecular function: RNA binding. Gene Ontology annotation, cellular component: U2 snRNP; U2-type spliceosomal complex. NCBI's taxonomy places the organism in Eukaryota, Fungi, Ascomycota, Sordariomycetes, Hypocreales, Clavicipitaceae. The record is from RefSeq and is a predicted model, not a curated record. Gene Ontology annotation, biological process: mRNA splicing, via spliceosome.
AUGGACUUGCCAUUCCCGACCGAUAUCCAGGAGUUCGACGCCGACGACCGGAUAUCGUUUUCACGACUCGACAACAAGUUCAUCGCUGUUCACGACGACGGCACCGAGUUCGAGUUUGAUGCAGAUCUGAAGCGAUGGGUGCCUGCGGAGGAGGAACCGCUAGAUCACGAGGGGCACAGCUAUGGACAAGACUCGCCGGCACAAGAAUUACAAGGCGGUGCAAGGAAGAGACAUUUUGAGACGGAGAACGGGUCCGAGGGAAGCAACCAAACACCACCGGCACGUCCGAAUAAGAAGCAAAAAGCGCCUCCACGGCCGCGAGAAAACACGGCCGUCUAUGUCACCGGCUUGCCUCUUGAUGCAACGGUGUCCGAAGUCCACGAUUUGUUCUCGCGCAAGGGAGGUGUCAUUGCCGAGGAGAUUGAUAGCGGUGCGCCGAGGAUCAAGUUGUACUCAGAUGAGUCGGGGAACUUCAAGGGUGACGCAUUGAUUGUGUUUUUCAAACCACAAAGCGUAGAGAUGGCAAUUAUGCUGCUAGACGACACGGAUUUUCGCGUGACUGCCACGGGGACACGAGAAGGCAGAAUGCGAGUCCAGGCUGCAGAUUCAAGUUACAAAAAGGUUCAGUACGAAGCGGACGGAACUCCGGGCGGUGGUAGCAACGGCGGGCAGCAAGACAAGCGGCCACAGAGAAGCGAUCGCGACCGCCAGAAAAUCAUCAAGAAGACGCAAAAACUCGACGCCAAGUUGGCGGAUUGGGACGACGACGAUCCUUACCCAGCCAUGACGCAGUCCAAUUCAAAGAAGGACAGGACGGUUAUCCUGCGCCACAUGUUUACGCUUGAGGAGUUGGAUGAGGACCCUGCCGCCUUGCUGGAGAUAAAGGAGGACAUUCGAGAUGAGUGUGCCAAGUUGGGUACGGUGACGAGUGUUGUGUUGUACGAUCAAGAAGAAGAUGGUGUUGUGUCGGUGAGGUUCAAGGAUACAGAGUCGGCUGCGGCGUGUAUUAAGCUUAUGCACGGGAGAAGCUUUGACGGGCGCGUGGUGGAAGCGUCCCUCAAGACGGGCAAGGAGAAAUUCAAGAAGUCUGAUAAAGAUACGAGUAAGGAUCAUGAUUCAGAUUAA